Molecule: messenger RNA, 1622 nt
Organism: Orcinus orca (killer whale)
Lineage: Eukaryota; Metazoa; Chordata; Mammalia; Artiodactyla; Delphinidae
Gene: VIP
Product: vasoactive intestinal peptide
Exons: 7
Coding region: 222-734 (170 amino acids)
Biological process (GO): learning or memory; negative regulation of potassium ion transport; regulation of protein localization
Cellular component (GO): neuron projection; perikaryon; extracellular region
Molecular function (GO): neuropeptide hormone activity; peptide hormone receptor binding
Source: RefSeq, a predicted model, not a curated record
AAAUGAUGGGCUUUGAAAUGCUGGUCAGGGUAGAGUGAAAAGCAGUUGCUGGCAAUAGUAGCCAACCCUCAGCCAGCACCAAGUUCUGGUUCAGCUCUAAGGGCAAGAGCACCUGGUGGAGACUUUGUCGGCCUCAAGGGGCUUCAGCACCUGAGACAGCUCUAAUAUUCUCCUUGGAACAGAAAGCUCCCUAGGAAAACUACUGAACAAGGUGCAGAGAGAUGGAAGCGAGAAGCAAACCCCAGCUACUCCUGGUCCUGAUAUUUUUCAGCGUGCUUUUCUCGCAGACCCUGGCAUGGCCUCUUUUUGGAGCACCUUCUGCUCUAAGGAUGGGUGACAGAAUACCUUUUGAAGGAGCAAAUGAACCUGAUCAAAUUUCAUUAAAAGCAGACACUGACGUUUUACAAAAUGCAUUAGCUGAAAAUGACACACCUUAUUAUGAUGUAUCCAGAAAUGUCAGACAUGCUGAUGGAGUUUUCACCAGUGACUAUAGUAGACUCUUAAGUCAACUUUCUGCCAAAAAGUACCUUGAGUCCCUUAUUGGAAAACGAAUUAGCAAUAGCAUCUCAGAAGACCAGGGACCAAUCAAACGCCACUCAGAUGCAGUCUUCACUGACAACUAUACCCGCCUUCGAAAACAAAUGGCUGUAAAGAAAUACUUGAACUCAAUUCUAAAUGGAAAGCGGAGCAGUGAGGGAGAAUCUCCUAACUUUCUCGAAGUGAUAGAAAAAUGAUGACAAGUUCUUUGGAGCAAAGCUGCUGACAGCUUCCCAGUGAAUUCUUGAAGGAAAACGAUAAGCAAAGUAAUUCUAUUUUGAGUUCUACAUAAGUAAUUCAAGAAAACAACUUCAAUAUCAAAACCAAAUAAAAUAUGCCGUGUUGUGAAUGUUGUGAUUUAUUUUACUCUGAUGUAAUAACUGUGAUGUUUACAUUGUAAAUAUUAUUUGUGAGUUCUAAAAUUUGUCUUUAACUCAUGAGAAUCCUGUGAUUUCAUAUGCUGUGUAUCCUUUUAACAAAAAUAUAUUUAAUGAUAAGUAAAUACUAAGUUACUUCCAAUUAUAUGAGGCUUUUUGGAAGGAUAGUAAUAGAGCAAAAUUGAUGUGUUUAUUUAUAGGACAUACUUAACUAUUCAAAAGAGUAGAGCAGAUAAUCAGCACAUCUAAAUUGGAAUGUUGAGCAGUUAGGAUGCUGUGUUAAACAAACUUCAGAGUGUCUAAGAGAAUACCAAAAACAAAGAGACAUUCUUCAAGAAAGAUUUUCAGAAAAUGUUGUAGGUUUCCGCAUUCUUAGGCAGCAUUCAUUUUGAAUGAGAUUUUUACAUCUCUCAAUUUUGGAUCUCUUAUUGCCAAAAACUCUCUUCAGAUCGAAUGUUUCAGUUAAGGAGAAUGGCCUCUACUUCUGACACCGGACUUUUCGUUUAUGCUUGUGUUAAGUAUGUGCAACACGUAAACUGAAAGGAACAUUUGUUUUUCAGUGAUAAAUAUUUUUUCCAUAAUCUCUCAAAUAAUGCUUAGGUCAUAUCAGCUUUCUUCAGUGAAAGCACUUUUGGAGAAACAACUAUUUUUCCAAAAUGAUUGUAAGAAAUUAAAUAUAGAAAAUAAAGACCUUUGGUUAUCAUUGCA